Messenger RNA from Bombus terrestris (buff-tailed bumblebee), 489 nucleotides. RefSeq lists its product as uncharacterized. Lineage: Eukaryota; Metazoa; Arthropoda; Insecta; Hymenoptera; Apidae. The transcript has a single exon. The coding region runs from base 1 to 489 and encodes 162 amino acids. The record is from RefSeq and is a predicted model, not a curated record.
AUGCAUAAGGAUGACGGUAAAAACAGAGUGGUAGAAUACUAUAGCAAGAAAACUAGUUCCGCGGAAUCUAGGUAUCAUUCAUAUGAUAUAGAGACGUUGGCAGUUGUAAACGCCGUUAAACGUUAUCAUCACUAUUUACAUGGACGAGAAUUUAUUGUUGCUACUAAUUGUAAUUCCAUGAAGGUAAUUGUAAUACCUAGUAAUAAAUUGAAUUUAGAUGACAAAGUUAUACAGAUUGUGGGCUUACUUAGAAAAUUUAAUUUUGACGUUAUGUAUCGAGAAGGAAAACACGUAGAUUUCCAUUCGCGGAAUUCCAUAUACACAACAGGCAAGUUAAGUGGUCAGAGUGAUUUGAAAGAAUAUGUUAUUGUUUUGGUCGAUGUUUUCACUAAAUUUGUAUACCUGUAUCAUGUUCGUAAAAUAGAUUAUCUUGGUAUCAUCAAAGCGCUUAAGUCUCCGAUAUUUUUUUCGGCAGUACUUGCCGGAUAA